Molecule: messenger RNA, 2037 nt
Organism: Arachis duranensis
Lineage: Eukaryota; Viridiplantae; Streptophyta; Magnoliopsida; Fabales; Fabaceae
Exons: 4
Coding region: 1-2037 (678 amino acids)
Source: RefSeq, a predicted model, not a curated record
AUGACGUUAAUGGAGCUGCAGAAUGGCCUCUGUAAAAGCAUGGAGAACAGUACGUUAAUGAGAGUGAGCAGAAUUCUAUACCAAAAUCCGAUUGUAGUUUUUGGUGGUCUAAUACAGUUUGAUGUCAUGCCGAUCACUGAUGAAGCGAGUAUGCAGAACAUGUUUCAAAUUCACCGGCAGACUCAAAUGCGACACCCACAGAUUGAGGUGUACGUUGAGUUUGAAACUGUAGAGGCAGUGGCAGUUCAGAAUGAUACAGAUAUACAUGAUGAUAGAGGUGCAGUGUACGAAGGAAUGAAUAGUGACAGUGAAGAGGACUUCGAAGCCACUUAUGAGGCCGGUGACGAAGAUGAGGAUGGUGAUGCGGGAGUUGAGGCAGCAGCAGAGAAUGUAGUGGUUCGUCCGUCGAGCAGUCAACCGAUGGACGUUCCACCUUUUAUGCGUGAGUUGAAUCUCGAGGCCAUGCAUGCCCCCGAGUUUCCAGAAUAUACAAACAUAGGCAUUACCGAUGCUGAGGACGGGGAGUUCCGGAUUGGAAUGGAAUACAGUUCUAGAAAGUCGGUCGUCGCAGCAAUUAGAAGUUUUACUAUUGCUAAAGGAGUUGACUAUGAGGUGUAUGAGUCUGAGCCACAGACGUUCUAUGCAAAAUGCAAGAUGUACAGGCGUGGAUGUGACUGGCUUAUCCGAGCUAGCUUGAUACAGAAAAAAUGUUGUUGGGAGAUACGAAGAUACAACGGUAGGCACACGUGCACGAUUGGAACGAUUUCACAAGAUCAUUCCAAGUUGGACUCAGAUACAGUUGCUGAUGCUAUAAGGCCAUUGGUCGAGACGGACCCGUCCAUCAAGGUGAAAUCUAUAAUUGCGGAAGUCCAGUCAAGGUUCAACUAUACCAUCAGUUACCGAAAGGCUUGGUUGGCAAAGCAGAAGUCCAUAGCCAACGUUUUCAGUGGUUGGGAGGAUUCUUACCAAGCCUUGCCAUGGUGGCUCUCGAUCAUGGUGCAGAAGAUGCCUCGUUCAGUUGACGGCACACACCUAUACAAAAAAUACAAAGGUACACUUCUAGUCGAUGUUGCACAAGAUGGGAACCAGAACAUUGUGCCUAUCGCCUUUGCCUUGGUAGAAGGGGAGACAGCUGAUGUGUGGCACUUCUUUCUCAGAAAUCUGCGAAUGUAUGUUGUUAGAAAAGAUGGCGUGGGUAUGAUCUCAGACCGACAUGAGUCAAUACGGGCAGCAGUAAAUCGUUCCGGUGGCGACUGGCAACCUCCAAGAGCAUGGUGGAUGUUUUGUAUAAGACACAUCGGCAGUAACUUCUUAAGGGCAUUCAAAGUCCCCCACUUGCAAAAGCUUGUUGUCAACAUAGGGUAUUCAAGAAUGGUGGAGGAGUACAAUAUCAACUAUAAGAGGUUGGAAGAGCGAGGCGAGGCAUAUGCCAGGUGGUGCGAUGCCAUUGGACGCAGACAUUGGGUAUUGGCAUUCAACGAGGGACAUCGAUGGGGCCAUAUGACAACGAACCUUGUCGAGUGCAUUAACUCAGUGUUGAAGGGUGCCCGUAAUAUACCUGUGUUGGCGCUGGUCCGAGCAACAUAUUAUAGGUUAAAUGAACUUUUUAUGCGGAAGAGUGCUCAGACUCACGAACGCAAGCGUGCUGGAUAUACGUACUCCGUAUUUGUGCAACAGUGGAUAGAAGUUGAACGAAUACCAUGUCGCCAUGUUAUUGCUUGCUGUGCUAACCAACGUCUCGAUUGGCAGUUGUAUGUGCAUGAUGUGUAUAAGAUGACAGAGGUUCGUGAAGUAUAUAGGUUUGAGUUCACACCAUUAGGUGAUCCCGAUACAUGGCCUGCUUAUGAGGGACCCACAUUGGUUGCUAAUCCAAGGCUGAGGCGAACGUCUAAAGGCAGGCCCAAACUGACCCGAUACUUGAAUGAAAUGGACUCACGCGACAUACGUGGUCCUCAGAUAUGCCGUCUCUGUGGUGCUCAGGGUCAUAGUCGGAGUAGGUGUCCUCAGCGUACUGGACCGAGUGGUGCUGGUUCGUAG